CUCAGGCACUAGUUGGCCACCACCUGCGGCAUCAUACAGGACCCUUCAGAACAACAUGGCGGCCACUGGUACGAAGUCGGUUUUGUUCGUUUGCUUGGGGAAUAUUUGCAGAUCCCCCAUCGCUGAAGCAGUCUUUAGGAAGAUGGCAACAGAUGCUGGUGUUGUUGAUAAGUGGAGGAUAGACAGUGCUGCCACCUCCACCUAUGAGAUAGGAAACCCUCCAGACCACCGCGGUCAAGCCUGCAUGAAGAGUCAUGGCGUGCCCAUGAAGCACGUGGCCAGGCAGUGGGUCAUAGACAGUGGUGCCACAUCUGACUGGAAUAUAGACAGCUCACCGGAUGCCCGUGGUCUGGCCUGCCUAAGGAAGCAUGGCAUUGAGACGAGCCACAGGGCCCGACAGGUAACCAAGGAUGAUUUCAUGAGCUUUGACUACAUUCUCUGCAUGGAUGAGAACAAUUUAAGUGAGUUGAACAGGAAAGCCAAACUUGUGAAAAACCACCAUUCAAAGAUUGAGCUUCUUGGUUCAUAUGACCCACAGAAGCAGCUCAUCAUCGAAGACCCAUAUUAUGGGUGUGACAAAGACUUUGAAAAGGUGUACGAACAGUGUGUACGUUGCUGCAAAGCAUUCCUGGAGAUGAACUCCUAACAACAUCUGACAUUAAACAAUCUUUGCUGAAACGUUUGGAUUACCAUGAAAAAUGUACCAAAAAUGCUUUGAGUGUUUCACACAAGCACUCCUCACUAUAACCUUCUUGUUGAUGUCACUAGAAGACCAGGAAACAGUUGUUUCAGUGUGGUAAAUGUUAUACAAACCACACAUUGUGUACAUUUAGAAAGAUGCUGCAUGGACAAGUUUGUAGACUGUAAAUCCAAGUAAUUAAUAAAAUAGAUAAAUUAGUA
Messenger RNA from Perca flavescens (yellow perch), 900 nucleotides. RefSeq names its product acid phosphatase 1 (gene acp1). Gene Ontology annotation, cellular component: cytoplasm. The coding region runs from base 56 to 646 and encodes 196 amino acids. The record is from RefSeq and is a predicted model, not a curated record. Gene Ontology annotation, biological process: protein dephosphorylation. NCBI's taxonomy places the organism in Eukaryota, Metazoa, Chordata, Actinopteri, Perciformes, Percidae. The transcript has 7 exons. Gene Ontology annotation, molecular function: acid phosphatase activity; non-membrane spanning protein tyrosine phosphatase activity.